AUGUUGCUCAGGGUUGUCUGUGCGGCGACAUGGCUCGUAUUGUCCUCUGCCACCAGCCUCAACGGCAUAUAUGCUCUUCUCGACCGACGACUUCCGGACCACGCUCACGAAUUCUCAUUCUCGUUGGUAUCCGGCGAUGCCGACAGUUACGUCGUCGCGGACAAGCAGUCGGGAAUCCACGUCGAAUGCACAAGCGUCUCGGGGUGUGCUCGCGGUCUCUAUGCCUAUCUGACGGAACGGUGCCAAGUGGAAAUUUGGUGGACAGGUUCGCGCCUGCACGAGCUGCCUGCCGAUCUUCCUGCAGUGGGGAGACCUAUCACUGGUCAGAGUAUCGUGCCAUUCAGGUACCACUUCAACACGGUCACUUUCAGCUAUACGACCGCAUUCUGGGACUUUGAGGAUUGGGAGCUCGAGCUCGACUGGCUUGCUCUCCGGGGCGUCAACCUCCCGCUUGCCUGGGUCGGAUACGAGUACCUGCUCGUCGAGACGUUCCACGACGUUGGCCUCACGGAUGCAGACAUCGCGACCUUCCUCUCCGGGCCCGCGUACCAGGCGUGGAAUCGAUUCGGAAACAUCCAAGGGAGCUGGGGCGGCACCCUCCCCUCCGCCUGGCUCGCAGAUCAGUUCGCGCUCCAAAAGCGCAUCGUCAGGCGCAUCGUCGAGCUCGGCAUGACGCCCGUCUUGCCCGCGUUCACCGGUUUCGUCCCCCGCGCCCUCGCGGAGCUCUAUCCGAACGCCUCCAUCAUCGUCGGCGACCAGUGGGUCGACUUCCAGCCGCAGUACACGAACGUAUCCUUCCUCGAGCCGUUCGAUCCGCUCUUCGACCAGAUGCAGACGGCCUUCCUCACCAAGCAGCGCGUGGCGUACGGCAACGUCUCGCACGUCUACACCCUCGACCAAUACAACGAGAUCAACCCGUUCAACGGGGACCCGACCUACCUCGCAAACAUCAGCGCCUCGACGCUCGCAGGGCUCCGCGCCGUCGACCCGGACGCCGUCUGGAUGCUCCAAGGCUGGCUCUUCUUCGCCAGCAUGGCCUUCUGGACAGAGGAGCGCAUCGCGGCCUACCUCGGAGGUGUCGCGGACCCCAUGGCCAUGAUCGUGCUUGACCUCUACGCCGAAGCCGAGCCGCAGUGGAACCGCACGCGCUCGUUCGAGGGCAAGCCCUGGAUCUGGUGCAUGCUCCACGGCUUUGGUGGGACGAUCAACCUCGAGGGCAACCUCCCGCUCCUGACCUCCGCUCCGCUCGCCGCGCUCGCCGCGGACGGGAGCUCGAUGGCCGGGCUCGGGCUCACGAUGGAGGGCCAAGAGGGCAACGAGCUCGUGUACGACGCGCUGCUCGACCAGGCGUGGGCGCGCGCGCCGCUCCCGCUCCCCGCGUACGUUGCCGCGUGGACCGCGCGCCGAUACCGUCCCGCCCUUGCCCCCAGGGAGGAGCUCCCGCAGGCGGCGCACGACGCGUGGCAGCUCCUCGCGCGCACCGUGUACAGCAACACGGACACGGGCGUGCCGGCGGUUCAGAAGAGCGUGUACGAGCUCACGCCCGCGCUCGCCGGACUCGUCAACCUCACCGGGGUCUUCCCCACGCGCAUCCCGUACGACACCAACGCGACCGUCGUCCCCGCGCUCGCCGCGCUGCUCUCUGCCGCGCGCGCCGCCCCGGCGCUGAGAGAGAGCCCCGAGUUCGCGCACGACGUCGUCGACCUCGCGCGCCAGCUGCUCGCGAACCGCUUCCAGGACGCGUACCUCGCGCUCGUCGCCGCGUACCCCGCGGAGCCCGCUGCUCUGCACGCGGCCGCCGCGCCCAUGCUCGCUAUACUCGACGAGCUCGACGCGGUGCUCGGCACGGAUCCGCACUUCCUCCUCAGCAAGUGGAUCGCGUCCGCACGGCGCUGGGCGGGGGAGGGCCAGGAGGACUACGCGCGCUUCCUGGAGUACGACGCGCGGACGCAGGUCACGCUGUGGAACCCGGCCGGGGGCAUCCUGAGCGACUACGCGUCCAAGGCGUGGGCGGGGCUUGUGGGCGGGUACCAUCGCGAGCGGUGGGCCAUGUUUGUGGACUACCUCGUCGAGACCGUCGAGAGCGGGGUGGAGUACGACCAGACGGCGUUCACGGCACGGGUGGUGCGGUUUGGGCAGGGAUGGGUGAACGAGACUUGGGGAGAGCGUCCAAGGGGCGUGCAGGGAGACGUUUGGGAUAUCGUUGAAGAUAUCAUGAAGAGGUGGACAUGA
This is a messenger RNA of Epithele typhae, 2232 nucleotides long. Its product is annotated as alpha-N-acetylglucosaminidase. The transcript has 3 exons. The record is from RefSeq and is a predicted model, not a curated record. Lineage: Eukaryota; Fungi; Basidiomycota; Agaricomycetes; Polyporales; Epitheliaceae. Bases 1 to 2232 code for a protein of 743 amino acids.